ACGCAUCUGACUUAGUCACUGCUUCAGCUAGCCAUUGUAGAAGUAGUUGUUGGUAGAGCCCAGGCAGUGCAGUAGAAUAAUCUGAAACCUAGGGAAUUUGCCAGGAACAUCCUAGAAGGUGGAAUCGGUAUAUACCGAUCGCGGAUAUCGAGGCGCGAGCAGCAAUCAAUUGAGUUAUCAACCAGAUCGUAGCAGCGUUUAACAGAAAUCAAUUCCCUCAGCGCUUGGACCACCAAGCGUCAUUUUCUACCAAUGGCCAACUUCGAAGACUACGGCUAUCUGCCCGCAUCGGAUGGACAGUAUACCAACGACGCAUCUUGUGCACGGCUGCGGAUUAAAGUGAUAGCUGGAACCCAACUGGCGAAAAAGGAUAUAUUCGGAGCGAGUGAUCCAUAUGUUCGAAUUGAUCUUAAUACCAUAGAAGGCGAUGAAAACAUAGAUUCAGUGCUGACGAAAACUAAGAAAAAAACCCUGCACCCGCAAUGGAACGAAGAGUUUAUAUUUCGGGUUAAGCCCCACGAGCAUAAACUGGUGUUUCAGGUGUUCGACGAAAACCGCCUUACACGAGAUGAUUUUCUUGGUAUGGUGGAACUUACGCUUGGGCAACUGCCCAAAGAGCAAGAAGGCGUUGACUUACCAUCCAAAAGAUAUCCGUUACGGCCACGAAGGUUAGUUAGCGAAUGCUAUAGCCGUCUUACGUUUUACCAUGCUUGGUUUUUAUUGAAUUUCAGCGCACGUUCAAAAGUACGAGGAUUUUUGGACCUUUACCAUGCAUACAUACAGGAUCAAAACUCCUGUAAUGAGGGCGAUUGGCAAUUGCCAGAAUCUACCCAGCUGGAGGAUACGCUUGAUUGUUCAAAUACAACCUGUAACAAUACUUCCGACAUCCUACCAGAUGGCUGGGAGGAACGGCAGGAUGCGAACGGUCGUACUUAUUACGUAAACCACUUUGCCCGGUCGACACGAUGGGAGCGACCUACAACGUGUACAUCGGAAGUGACUACGGAAAACGAUUUGGAUGUUGCGUUUCAGAGACGGGUACACAUAAGCGCAGAUGAUAGUACAUCGGACGGGGAAAACGGUACACAAUGUGGGAUGGUACAUCAAUCAUCGGAGGCUGAACGUUGUUCAUCAAGCCGGUCAUCGAUGGGAAGUACUAGCAGUCUACGAAUACAACAACAAGAACGCAGUGACGGUGGAGCGGGAUCGGAAGAUGAAGUGGAUGGAGUUGGUCGCAACACAGAACCUCCAUCCAGCAGUUAUAACAACAGCACUAAUAAUAUCAACAUCCCUUCCACAACCAACAACAAUGAGCUGAGCGACGAUAGAUCAUCAACACGUUCUUCGACCUCUAAUGAUAACGAUUCAUCUAGCAGCAGCCCGGCCGGUGGUUCUGUGAUGUUACCCGCAGGCUGGUCGAUGCAGCUCGCCCCGAAUGGGAGAGUUUUUUUUAUUGACCACAACGAACGCAAGACUUCAUGGGUCGAUCCUCGAACGGGAUGUGCCAGUCCGAUGCCGACCAGUGGUACUUACGGUUCUUUGAGGAGUGGGCAGAAACCGGAAGAUGGCCUCGCUCCGCUUCCCGAAGGCUGGGAAGAACGCAUACAUACAGAUGGGCGAAUCUUUUUCAUCGAUCACAAUACGCGAACUACACAUUGGGAAGAUCCGCGAUUAUCGAUACCAAACAUAGCCGGUCAAGCUGUACCGUACUCCAGAGACUACAAGCGAAAGUACGAAUAUCUUAAAACCCAACUACGGAAGCCGCAAAAUAUACCGAACAAAAUAGAGAUCAAGGUACGGCGUGCGUCCAUCCUCGAAGAUUCGUACAGGAUUAUCAAUUCUAUCACCAAGGUCGAUCUGCUUAAAACGAAGCUAUGGAUAGAGUUCGAAGGAGAGGCGGGCCUGGAUUAUGGUGGAUUGGCUCGCGAAUGGUUCUAUCUCCUGUCUAAGGAAAUGUUCAACCCUUACUACGGUCUGUUCGAGUACUCAGCGAUGGAUAACUAUACGCUGCAAAUAAAUCCUUUCAGCGGGCUUUGUAAUGAGGAUCAUCUGCAUUACUUUAGAUUUAUUGGUCGAGUCGCGGGAAUGGCCGUGUACCACGGUAAACUGUUGGAUGCGUUCUUCAUAAGGCCUUUCUACAAGAUGAUGCUGCAAAAAACGAUCGAACUAAGGGAUAUGGAGGCAGUCGACAUGGAGUACUACAAUUCACUGCUGUGGAUCAAAGAGAACGAUCCAAGUGAACUAACACUCACGUUCUGUGUGGAUGAAGAAACAUUUGGAUACACGAGUCAGCACGAGCUUAAACCGAACGGUGCCGACAUUGAAGUGUCGAACGAAAAUAAGGAUGAGUAUAUCCGGCUGGUAAUACAAUGGCGCUUUGUCUCACGCGUCCAAGACCAGAUGCAUGCGUUUUUGGAUGGCUUUGGGUCGCUAGUACCGCUCAAUCUAUUGAAGAUUUUCGAUGAGAAUGAGUUAGAACUACUCAUGUGUGGCAUUCAGAGUAUCGACGUGAAGGACUGGAAACGAAAUACGCUUUACAAGGGCGACUACUACCCCAAUCACGUAAUUGUACAGUGGUUCUGGCGCGCUGUACUUUCGUUUUCGAGUGAAAUGCGCGCCCGUCUGUUGCAGUUUGUCACCGGCACGUCGCGCGUGCCAAUGAAUGGAUUUAAGGAGUUGUACGGUUCCAAUGGACCGCAGAUGUUUACUAUCGAAAAAUGGGGUACCCCGGAGAACUAUCCCAGAGCACACACAUGCUUUAACAGGUUGGAUUUGCCGGCAUACGAGAGCUAUCUGCAACUAAAAGACCGUCUUGUGAAGGCCGUGGAGGGCAGCCAAGGGUUUGCUGGCGUCGACUAAGCAGCCACAAAGAACAUCAUAAUCGCAGCUCUCGUAAUCGUCCAAAAAUCGUGCCACUUUCCUCGACUUAAUUACGUGUUCUAGAUGCCAUGUCAGUGGGAAUGGCGCAUUUCACAGGGGAGGGAGCAUCUAGUUUACGAAUUAACUGUACGGGAAAGCCUGCUUUACGCUGCUUGAACUGCAGCAGAUUUUGACAAUCAGUGACGGAAUGGGUAAGUCUAGUGGAAAUGCGUGAGCAAUGCCAUUAGAGUCUGGAUGCAAGAUAAACUGCAAGAAAUGCUACCUAGACUCCGUAUGCAAGCUAAACAGCGUGAUAUUCAAUACUAGCUGCCAAAAGCAACUCCGAAUAGUAGAAAAAAGCAUCAUUUGUUUAUAUAUUAUUGAACUAUAAUAUCAAAACGCUUCUUUUUCUCCCAUCUCCGAAACAGCGAUGUGUUUGACAAUGUGCGAAAGUGUUUACCAAAAUCCACCAAAUUUAUGGAAUCAUGGAAUUCUUGUUUUAUUCUGUUCUUUAUUUGAAAUUGUCUUUCUAAGAUUAGUUUCAUUUGCUCUUGAUGUCUACUUAUCCGGUAAUUACAUCCGCCGAGCGGUUUUGGCCUGUAACAGAGACAAUCUUAAUCUAUUUUGCUUUCUGAAACGUUGUGUUUUACGGGCGGUGUUGUUGGCACCUCACCAACGUACCUGUUACGCAGGUCUCGGCAAUCGGACCCAGGCCUGCUGCGUGACAACGACGAGCGUUUCCGACCACGCUAUCAUCGUGGGCACUGAUGGCUCUUAAUGUCACUGGCAAGAUUUGACGAUGCCAAACUAUAGUACCUUCACGCGUUUGUUUGACAUUCGCGGUGUCCAUACUCCUUCUCUUUUCCUCUAAGCUUUCCAGUUCUAUAUCUCUCCGGUGGCAAUACGUCCAUUUGAACCCACACGAGAGCGUAAAACUGUUCCCAAGCACUAUCAGCAUGUAUACAGAGACAAAGCAAGCCUUAACGGCUGUUAGCUGUUAUUCAAAAAAUAUUAGAACUCUUUUUUUAGUUAGAACAUAAACAUGAAAUUCUAAAGCUCUCAAUUGCAGGUAGUAAAACAAGUUGUGGCUCCAUAUAAUAUAGUUGCUUUCUAUCACGAAGCUGCCGAACGAGAAAUUACUUCGGAAUGCUGUACACGUUACAGUUUAGAAGAUAUGAGUGGAAAAGUAAAAGUUUGCACAACAGUUGGUAGAUACAACAAACGUAUUUGGUGUGGAUACGAGAUGGACGGUGUCCUCUCGUGGCGUCUGGGCUGUUAAUCUAUUCUACUAGCGUGUACAUAAAUAGCACUUUGCCGGGCUGUACUAGCACUCAACCAUUCAACCAUUUAGUAUCCUUCUUGACAUUUAACACACUUACAAAAAGUUUUCAUCGCUUAACGAGCAAUGUGAAAAAAAAAGCAAUUAUAGCUUGGCAAAAAAGAGGCGUUAGAAAACUCGUACACAUCUACGGAAAAUGGGAAGGUAUCAUAGUAAUUUGAGCCGCAGAAGGAACUGGUCACCCUCGGUUAAUGUUGAACCGAUGUUAGUUAAUGUUGAAUCGAUGCAAUGUUAGUUGUUCGGAGAGAAAGGAAAUUAUCCGAAGAGAAAAGUUUAAGCAAAUCCAAUGGUUUAAAUAUUCACUUUCAAGUUAACUUAUAUAACGUAAGCACUUUUUGUGAAACCAUGUCAAUUGGGAAAGUUGGUCGAUGAAGUUAACUACGUUUGAAGUUACAAGUUUAUUAAACUGAAAUGCGAUAUUUUGACUAUGUAGAGUAAAGUAUGAGUUUAGGAAAGCUGUUGGAAAGAAAGCAAACCACGCAUAUCUACGCUACACACAUAAACCACAUGAUGAUGAUAAUAUCAUGAUGAUGAUAUUAUCAUCAUUAUUCAAGCACACACACACACACCCAAUACGGGCUCCGACGUGCAGAAAAACAAUCCAACCCUGCCAACAAUCUUACCUCGCAAUAUUUACGCCUACUGUUUGUUAUUCCUUACGCAACUCUGUGGAGAAGGUUUACUAAAUCUUAAAAUUAGUUCCUUGCUAGCACCGCUGCACCUUGCGUACAUAAAGUCGAAACAGUAAAUAUUCCGGGGCUGCUGAAUCCGUUGAAUAAUGGAAAUAACUGCUUUCGAUAAUAACUGCCUUCGUCAUGACCAAGUUAAGUGUUGUACACGCAGCGAUGCUAGUAAGCAAUUGGUAUAAUUAAAUCUGAUACAUCGAUAGAUAGAACACUAGCAAGAAAGCUAUGCAAAAUUUUGGAGUGAUGUAACACGUUACAGUUGGAAGCAACGUGUUGUUCUAACACCAAAAUGGGGCAGCAAAUAAAUAAAGCACAGCUUGCAUACCGUUUUCCGACCUCUUUUCCUGGUGCAGCUAUUUACACAGUUCUUGCAAAUCGUACCACUUACUUACACCACCUUGUUAUUUUCGUACUAAACACCUCUGGCGUUGCAUGCACAGCGGCAAAAGGUUCACCCGUGUUGUUUGCUGUGUAAGCGGGAAUGCCACGGGAGUACGUCUGCGGCGCCUUUCGUUUGAAGAAGAGGCAGUCGAAUAAGAGGCAUUUAGGCACGGGACCUUGUUUCAUUUCAUGAACAUUUUUAUUUUCCACAUUUGUCUCCUAUUGAAGUAAAAGUAAUGUAAACCCAACAUAGCUACAUCGCUAGAACGGGUAGACCGGCUAGUUGAUACAGCAGUGUUUUUCGGCAAAGGAUUCACCGGACGAAUGUGCAUGAACAUAUAAGCAUUCAUUUCAUAACUGUUUUUCAUUCCCUUUUUUGACUUUCGUGUAAUCAUUCUAUGGACGCUUGUAAUAUGAUACAUUUUACAUAGCUAAACUACUGUAAUUCAUCUGAAAUAAUAAUGCGAGCGACACUGUCGCUACUCUCGGAACAGUUCACACCUGUCGGUACUGUUGAUUAUGGAGUUUUAACUUCAUGAAAAUUAUUCGUUGAUAGCCUGUGUGUUUGCCUCGCCAAUCGCAAUUCGCAAAUUCUGUAUGUAACGCCAUUGGUGGAUUAGUCGGUCACUUUCUCUCCUAGUGCGCUAUAUUUGAGGGAACUGGGACGCAAUGGAUAAGUGAAAAUGGGCAAGCGUUCAAGUUUACUAUGAGAAGGAUGCAUCGGCGUCAGUAUUCUAUUCGACUCGUAAAAGGUUACAGGUCGUAACAGGCUGCUACUGCAUUUAUCAGCUAAUUCUGCAACUGAUCGACCGUGUUUCUUUCCUUAUCGUUUAAGUUAAGUUGCUUACUUUGGGUAGAGAGAUAGAUUCCAAAAAUGCUGAAAGCACUGCGGCAAGCGUUGUGACCUAGGUAAUUACAUUUUUGAAAUGUAAUGGGUGUCGUGUGAUCAAAAUAAUUGGGUAAUUCUUUCAUUGCUUUUUUGUUUGUUUUUGCCAAUUGUGCAAUGGGUUGCAUCGCGUGCGUGACCUAACCUGUGCGUAUCAGGGAGGCAGUUUAUUUUUAAUCGAUAUUGCAACCUUGUUGCCAGACUGCGAUGGAAACAAAA
Molecule: messenger RNA, 6370 nt
Organism: Anopheles cruzii
Lineage: Eukaryota; Metazoa; Arthropoda; Insecta; Diptera; Culicidae
Product: E3 ubiquitin-protein ligase Nedd-4-like
Exons: 10
Coding region: 253-2859 (868 amino acids)
Biological process (GO): ubiquitin-dependent protein catabolic process; regulation of dendrite morphogenesis
Molecular function (GO): protein binding; sodium channel inhibitor activity; ubiquitin protein ligase activity
Source: RefSeq, a predicted model, not a curated record